UUCAAUAAUUUUUCUCAAAUUGAAAAGUUCAAUAACUGUGAUCACCUUUGGUAUGUUGAUUCCUAUAGGGCGUUCAGUAAAAUUAUAAACAACUUGGAUCCAAAUACAUUAGGUAUCGGUGCCUUCAUAAUAAUAUACAAAAAUUUUAUGAAAUUGGACAAUCAAAUAGAAAUCGAAAAAAUGUUGAGAAAGGCAUUUGAGUUCAAUAUACACAAUUUAAUUAUUGCUUCUGAUAAAUCAGAAAAUACUGUUGACAUUUACACAUAUGAAAUAUUUGGUGAAAACAAAUGCAGACAAUUUCAGGUAGUAAUCACAAACACAUUUUACAACGGUCGCUUCAAGAAGAAGGAGUUGCUAAUGGAAAGGUACACUAAUUUCCGCCACUGUGAACUGCGAAUUUAUGUGCGUAACGUGCAACCUUACAUGUCAUACACGUUAGUAAAGAAAAACAAUUUAGAUUUUGUGCUAACAGGAAUUGAAGGAGAAAUGAUAAAGACCAUUUCAAAAAUAUUAAAUUUUAGUAUGUCUGUAUAUAAUGAACCAGAAAUCAACUGGGGCACAAUUUACACAAAUGGCACAAUGACUUUUCCAUACAGCCUUUUAAGAGAUGGGGAUGUUGAUUUACUUAUAGGUAUUUUUUUUUCUUCGGCAGUGGCAAUUAAAUACUUUUCUGAAAGCUUUUCUUAUUUACGUACUCCAUAUGUAUUCGUAGCUAAGCAUCGCUUUAAAUACGAUCGCAAUGAUGGCGCUUGGAUCCUCAACCCAUUCGAAUGGUCGACAUGGAUGUGCCUAGCAGUUUACUUUGUCAUUGUAAAAUUUCUUAUAAAUUUAACAAUUAUUUUCAAAUUAAAACAAGAAAAAAUAAAUGUAGACCGCAACUGUAAGAGCUCAAGUUGGUUGAGAUUAUUCGCAAUAUCACUUAAUAUCCCUCAAAUUGUAGCAAAUUCCAAGAAUCGUUUCUGUUUUUCCAUUAUUUUUUGGUGCUUUGGACUUAUCAUUUUUAAUAUAGCUUAUCAAGGUAAACUAUAUGCAGCAUAUACAAGACUACAACCACAGAAACCAAUUGUAUUGGAGGAUAUCACUAAGUAUAAUUAUUUAAUUAUAACGCGAGGAUCGCUAGAGCAUUACAAAAUAUUGAUUUCUUUAAAUAUAAAUCCCGAGCGUUUUGUUACAGUUGAUGUUCAGGAUCCUGAAGAAAUUUAUAAAAUACUUUCACAAAGUAAGGAAAAAUUUGUAGGUACGUUCACUGCACUUCACAGAUUUCUUUACUACAUGCAAACUAAACGUCUAUAUGAUAAUUAUCAAUUGGUUCAAGAGCCGCUAAGCGUACAGCAAAUUUGCACUUUUUUUAAAAAGAAUUCCUUUUUGGUGCGACCUUUCAAUCGAGUGAUACAUUUUCUCAAUGAUUUCGGUUUGAUUUCUAAAUGGAUGAGUGAUGCAUCGGGUGUCCUGAAAUAUCCUAACAUAGAAGUAAAGAAAUUUUACGUGAAUCAUGCAAAUACUCCUAUUGCUCUCACUUUAAAAACUUUUAGAAAACUGUUUUUCUCAUUUUUCAUACUUCAAUUUGUAGCUUUUUUUAUUUUUAUAGGUGAAUUAGUCAUGGGGUGUUGCGAAGGACUCAACAGAGAAUAAAUAAAUAAUCUGAAUUAGUAACGGAAUUGAAAUUGAUACAAAUGACGUGAAAUAAUAAAUAUUAAAAAGUUUUCUAAUAAGAUAAGAGUUUUGAAAACCUAAUUAAUAUAUAGGAAUUUUUAAACAAA
Messenger RNA from Teleopsis dalmanni, 1760 nucleotides. RefSeq lists its product as uncharacterized. The transcript has 2 exons. The coding region runs from base 148 to 1632 and encodes 494 amino acids. The record is from RefSeq and is a predicted model, not a curated record. NCBI's taxonomy places the organism in Eukaryota, Metazoa, Arthropoda, Insecta, Diptera, Diopsidae.